AACUUCUUUUCUAAAGGUAAACACCUAUAUAUACAAUGACAGUAUCACCAAACGCUGCCGAGCAAGCUUAUCUUGACUUGUGUUUCAAGAUCAUUAACGAAGGAGAACAUCGUCCUGACAGAACCGGUACCGGUACUAAAUCUCUUUUUGCUCCACCACAAUUACGUUUUGACUUAUCUAAUGAUACUUUCCCGCUUUUAACCACCAAGAGAGUUUUCUCCAAGGGUAUCAUACAUGAACUUUUGUGGUUCAUUUCCGGUUCUACUGAUGCCAAAUUAUUAAGUGAAAAGGGUGUUAAGAUCUGGGAAGGAAACGGAUCGCGUGAAUUUUUGGAUAAAUUAGGAUUGACUCAUCGUCGUGAAGGUGACUUGGGACCUGUUUAUGGGUUCCAAUGGAGACAUUUUGGAGCUGAAUACCAGGAUUGUGAUACUGAUUAUACUGGUCAAGGAUUUGACCAACUUCAAGAUGUUAUCAAGAAAUUGAAGACCAAUCCUUAUGACAGAAGAAUCAUUAUGUCUGCCUGGAAUCCACCUGAUUUCAAGAAGAUGGCACUUCCACCAUGUCAUGUUUUCUGUCAAUUCUACGUGAACUUCCCUGAAAACAACGAUGGUUCAGCUAAACCAAAAUUAUCCUGUUUGUUAUACCAAAGAUCUUGUGACAUGGGGUUGGGUGUCCCUUUCAACAUUGCUUCAUAUGCCUUAUUGACCAAAAUGAUUGCUCAUAUAGUGGAUAUGGACUGUGGUGAAUUCAUUCAUACCUUGGGUGAUGCUCAUGUCUAUUUGGAUCACAUCGAAGCUUUACAAGAACAAUUUACUCGAACUCCAAGAGAUUUCCCUAAAUUGGUCAUUAAGGAAGAAAGAAAGAGUGAAAUCAAAUCUAUCGAUGAUUUUAAGUUCGAAGAUUUCGAAAUAAUUGGAUACAAUCCACACCCUUCAAUCAAGAUGAAUAUGAGUGUAUAAGGCAAUAGCAAGUUACUAUUUCUUUAUUUCUCUGUGUACUAUAUAUCUAUACAACUUUCCUUUAUUUAGCUCCUAAUGCGAUUCUUUACGUUAAUUUUGUCAUAUACGGGUGUUUCCUUCUUAUCUUCCGGUUCAAAAUCAUAAACUGACAAAUCAUAGUCAGUAGUAUCUUUCACCUUGCUGGACCCCCCUUUGUGAACAUUUGUAUUUACUGUAGCUAAUGGUUUUCUCUUCUUUCUUUCAACUUCUGGCGUUUCUGACUUGCGCUUAGAUGAGGCCAGGCCUGAACUACUUCCACGACUUGAGGGUUUCUGUGUAUAGUUAAUUAAUACAUCUGGCCCCACGGCAUCCAACAUUGCGACUGAUUCUCUUCUCAUUUUAUCCCUCAUUGAUAAAGGCUUGUAAUCGAUUGGUUUUCUAACCCGGAAGGAUCUUCUAGUUGAGCAUUCUUCUUCUUGUUUCACCUCUACAAGUGGUUCGGAAUCUUCUUUUGGGGGUUUCUUCCUGGUGGUCUUUGCUACUUUCUUUUCAUUAGGUGUUUCCUCGUUGUGUUUGGGUUCUUGUUGUUUCAGGUCCUCCUGGAUCUUUUCCUUCGUUGUCUUGGUUUUCUUUGACUUCCUUUUCCCUUUGAGACAAGUCACUUCAGUCUGAGAAGGGGUUUUAUAUUCAUGUUUUUCCUUAGGAGAUUCAUAGAUCUCGAUUUCAGUCGUCUUCAGACUUGACUCGAUGGGUGUUUUGAUUAUAGCUACCUUUGAAGGCUCCAAUUGCUUCUCUUUCUCGUUUGGUAAUAUAUGUU
Molecule: messenger RNA, 1755 nt
Organism: Spathaspora passalidarum NRRL Y-27907
Lineage: Eukaryota; Fungi; Ascomycota; Pichiomycetes; Serinales; Debaryomycetaceae
Gene: CDC21
Product: thymidylate synthase
Exons: 1
Coding region: 36-959 (307 amino acids)
Biological process (GO): dTMP biosynthetic process
Cellular component (GO): mitochondrion; cytosol
Molecular function (GO): thymidylate synthase activity
Source: RefSeq, a predicted model, not a curated record